Dendrobium catenatum is the source of this 1168-nucleotide messenger RNA. RefSeq names its product tetraspanin-2. Gene Ontology annotation, cellular component: plasma membrane; plasmodesma. NCBI's taxonomy places the organism in Eukaryota, Viridiplantae, Streptophyta, Magnoliopsida, Asparagales, Orchidaceae. The transcript has 2 exons. Gene Ontology annotation, biological process: auxin-activated signaling pathway. The coding region runs from base 124 to 939 and encodes 271 amino acids. The record is from RefSeq and is a predicted model, not a curated record.
CCAGUAAUUCCCACUCCCACUGAGGAAAGAAACCCAGACAAAGCGAACCUUUCCCUACUUCCUCCACACAAAGUACCCGAUUCCCAUCUCCACUCCCCGAUCGUCUUCCCCGUCCCUUCCCUAAUGGGCGUAAGCAACAACAUCAUCGCAAUCCUCAACUUCAUCGCCCUCCUUUGUUCGAUUCCCAUCAUCGCCUCCGGGAUCUGGCUCGCCUCCAAGCCCGAUAGCGAGUGCAUCCGUCUAGUCCGAUGGCCCGUCAUCAUCCUCGGCGUUCUCAUCCUCCUAGUCUCCCUCGCCGGUUUUGUGGGCGCUUACUGGAACCACCAGUGCCUCCUAGCCGCCUACCUCUUCUCCAUGGCAACCCUAAUCGUUCUCCUCCUCGCUCUCGUCGUCUUCUCCUUUGUCGUCACCCACAACGAUGGCGAGUAUGACGUUCCUGAUCGCGGGUAUAAAGAGUAUCGCCUCGCUGGAUUCUCCGAUUGGCUUCGGCAUUACGUCGGUGAUGAUGGGCAUUGGGUUCGGAUCCGAGCUUGUCUUAGUCAAUCGGAUGUGUGCGGGAAGCUUGCACGGGAUGAUGCGUAUUUCACCGCCGAUCAGUUCUUUCGUACCGAUCUAUCCCCUAUUCAGUCUGGAUGCUGUAAGCCACCAACUGUUUGCGGGUAUAGCUAUGUGAAUCCUACAGUGUGGGUUUCCCCUGCCAAUGUGGCUGCAGACCCAGACUGCUAUGCCUGGAGCAAUGACCAGACUCAGCUCUGCUAUGGAUGCAACUCUUGCAAAGCCGGGACGAUCGGAAACCUCCGCAGCGAAUGGAGAAAGGCUAACAUUGUUCUCAUUAUCGCCGCCGUUGCCCUCAUCUGGGUGUACAUAAUUGGCUGCAGUGCCUUAAAGAACGCGCAGACCGAGGAACUGUUUCGCCGGUACAAGCAGGGAUUUGCCUAAAUUUAAAUGGUAAAAUGUCAGAUAGGUGAAACGGUUAGCUCAUCCUUGUAAGAUAAAGCUGUUGCCAAUUGAUAUAUUGAGCUUGUUAUAUAUGUAGUUUGUGGCCUAUUUUCAUUCCCUUUGUUGCUGUUGGGGAAUUCUAGUUAUGUAAUGUGCUGUAGCUAUUGGUAAGAAUGGCUGGUUGCUGCUGUUGUUUUUAAUAAGAGUGUAUGGCUUCAAAGUUUUCAUU